Messenger RNA from Emys orbicularis (European pond turtle), 696 nucleotides. RefSeq names its product ras homolog family member V (gene RHOV). Bases 1 to 696 code for a protein of 231 amino acids. The transcript is spliced from 3 exons. Gene Ontology annotation, biological process: Cdc42 protein signal transduction; establishment or maintenance of cell polarity; endocytosis. Gene Ontology annotation, molecular function: GTPase activity; GTP binding; protein kinase binding. Lineage: Eukaryota; Metazoa; Chordata; Testudines; Emydidae. The record is from RefSeq and is a predicted model, not a curated record.
AUGCCUCCCCAGGAGCUGCUGGAUUAUUCACCCGCCCUGCGAAGAAACAGCACCCCGAGGGGCAGUGGCCCACAGCUGGGCAUCAAAUGUGUCCUGGUAGGUGACGGGGCUGUGGGCAAGACCAGCCUGAUCAUUAGCUACACAACAAAUGGAUACCCUGAUGAGUACCAGCCCACUGCCCUGGACACCUUCUCAGUGCAGGUUCUGGUGGAUGGAGCCCCGGUUCGGAUCCAGCUCUGGGACACAGCUGGACAGGAGGACUUUGAUUGCCUCCGAUCACUUUGUUACCCUGACACUGAUGUCUUCCUUGUCUGCUUCAGUGUGGUGAACCCCAGCUCCUUCCAAAACAUUACUGAGAAAUGGAUCCCUGAGAUACGGACUCACAACCCCCAGGCGCCAGUGCUCCUGGUGGGGACGCAGGCUGACCUGCGGGAUGAUGUCAAUGUCCUCAUCAACCUGGACCGCUACCAUGGGAGGCCUGUGCCCAAGCUUCAGGCUGAAGGCCUGGCGGAGAAAAUCCGGGCACAGACCUACAUGGAGUGCUCAGCACUGACCCAAAAGAACCUGAAAGAAGUCUUUGACACAGCCAUUGUCAGUGCAGUGGAGCACAAAGCCCGGCAGGAAAAGAAGAUGACAGCCAAAGGGAUCAAAACCCUCUCCAAGUGCCGUUGGAAGAAGUUCUUCUGCUUUGUCUGA